UUUCCUGAUCUAUGCAGCCCUACAAUGCCUUUGAGGUUACAAUGUCUUCUCUAAAGCACGUUAUUCUGCAGGAUAAGGACACAGACAAUGAAAAGAAGCUGGACUGGAGCUACAUUGAAUGGGCUGAAAAUGAAGUUGUCACAACAGGUGUGGCGGAUGCUGAGACGCAAACGGACUCGCCAUCUUUUGAGCACAAAGAGAGCCAGACCAGUAACCCAGUCAUAAUGCACAUAGAUCUCAAACGGACACACUCCAAAAUGAGACAUUUGUCUUUGGUAAACCCAGACAACUCGGCUCCACCUUUCUUUCAGUUUGACCGCCAGGCUCCUGGACGUAUCUCCACAUCUCCCACCUUGAGGAGGAUGAGGAGCACACGACGUCCUCAGAUAGAUUUUAGAGAGCCUCACAGGAUGGGGAGCACUCAGGAAGAGCAAUCAUCUGCAAGCACGGGAUCCCCCAUAAGUCCCCUGUCACCAGUACACCGAGUAGAUUCACCUCUUGCAGCGAGCCCACUCUCUGACGGGGAGGCCGAUCAUCAGCCAGUGUCAUCCUCAGGCCAACAGCGAAGCAGAUCGCAUAGAUCAAAGACUUUUGACAACAGUAUCACUUCUGUGGAACAAGAAUGUCACAGUGCUCAUCCUUUUCUUAUUAAAGACAAUGGAUUUCCUGAGGAUGAAGUUCAGGAGAAGGAACCCUGUCAUGAUAG
Molecule: messenger RNA, 706 nt
Organism: Neolamprologus brichardi
Lineage: Eukaryota; Metazoa; Chordata; Actinopteri; Cichliformes; Cichlidae
Source: RefSeq, a predicted model, not a curated record